Messenger RNA from Epithele typhae, 1422 nucleotides. RefSeq names its product MFS general substrate transporter. The record is from RefSeq and is a predicted model, not a curated record. The coding region runs from base 1 to 1422 and encodes 473 amino acids. Lineage: Eukaryota; Fungi; Basidiomycota; Agaricomycetes; Polyporales; Epitheliaceae. Gene Ontology annotation, molecular function: transmembrane transporter activity. Gene Ontology annotation, biological process: transmembrane transport. The transcript has 8 exons.
AUGGAGGCUAGCUACGAUGAGACCACCCCACUGCUUGUUCCAGAGGCACAGCAUGGUGACGCUGCGCCUCAACAGGAGCAGCAUGUCAAGAAAACGCCUCUGCCGAAGUUGCAAGUCAGCGCGCUGGUGCUCGCCCAUAUGGGCGAACCGAUGACCGCGUAUUGUAUAUUCCCCUUCGUGAAUCAACUUGUGAGCGAGCUUGACAUCACUGGAGGUGACGAGAAAAAAGUCGGGUAUUACGUCGGGAUGAUUGAGUCGAUAUUUUUUGUCACUCAAGCUCUGUUCGUCUUCCACUGGGGUCGAGUGUCAGACCAUGUCGGGCGGAAGCCUGUCCUCAUGAUCGGGUUGUUUGGGCUCGUGAUAGCCAUGCUCUCAUUCGGCUUGUCGAAGACAUUCUUAGGAAUUGUAGUGAGUCGAAGCAUCUGCGGAUUACUCAAUGGAAACGCGGGCGUAAUCAAGAGCAUGAUGGGAGAAAUUACGGACUCCACGAAUAUGGCUCAAGGCUUUGCUUUCAUUCCCGUCGCGUGGAGCAUGGGAAGCACAAUAGCACCUUGGAUCGGAGGACAGCUAUCGAAACCACACGAAAGGUGGCCGACCUUGUUCUCCCAUCCAUUCUGGUCCUACUAUCCCUACUUUCUGCCCUGCGCUUUAUCAGCCGCAUACUGCGCCUUUGCGUGUGCGUACGUCAGCGUCGCGUUAAAAGAGACUGUCAAGCGUCGCUCUCGCUCUUCCUCUUCACCCGAAACGGCCUCGUCGGACGCCGACGAGCCCCCUCCCCUCCGUGAAGCCCUCACGCGCCCCGUCGUGCUCUCAAUCGCCGUGUACGCCUCGCUCGGCGCCAUCGACAUCGCCUUCAUGGCCCUCUUCCCGCUCUUCUGCGCGACGCCCAUCGCCCUCGGUGGCCUCGGCCUCGGGCCCCCCCAAAUCGGCGCCUUCCUUGGCGCCCUCGGGGUCUGCGACGGCCUCUUCCAGGGCCUCGUCUUCUCGCGCGCGGUCGACCGGCUCGGGGUGCGCGGCGUGCUCGCGCUCUCGCUCUGUAUGUUCGUGCCGAUGUACGCGCUCUUCCCCGUCGCGAGCGCCGUCGCGCGCGCGUACGGCGUGGGCCCGGGCGUGUGGGCGAUCAUGUUCGCCCAGCUCGCGCUGACCUGCGUGAUGGACAUGUCGUACGGCGCGGUGUUCAUGGUCAUCCGGUCGGCGGUGCCGAACAACCGCGCGCUCGGGACCGUGAACGGCGUCGCACAGUUCGUCGCUGCGGUCAUGCGGGCGAUCGCGCCCGUGGCGACGACGUCGCUGUUUGCGGCGUCGCUCGAGUACAACCUGUUAGGCGGGUACUUUGUGUAUGUGGUGUGCGUGACCGCCAGCGUAGGGGUCGCGUUGACGCCGCGGUUGCUGCGCGCGUCAGGAAUGUGGUUUACGCAGUGA